Messenger RNA from Prunus armeniaca (apricot), 225 nucleotides. The record is from the annotation of a GenBank genome assembly. NCBI's taxonomy places the organism in Eukaryota, Viridiplantae, Streptophyta, Magnoliopsida, Rosales, Rosaceae.
AUGAUCAGGAUUACCUUCGUGAAGGAAGAACGAUGUUUCUUGCUUGAAGAAAUGUUGAAUGUGGAGGCUAGCUUUGGAGAUCUCGGUGAUGCUAGCUUAGUCCAGUCUAAGCUUCCAAAGAAACUUAAGAAGCGGAGGGCAAUAGUAACCGAAGAUGGCCCUGCUGGAUAUGAGGAAUACGUUGAUUACAGCUUCCCAGAAGAAGCACAUACCCAAAACCUCUAG